Hansenula ciferrii is the source of this 1986-nucleotide messenger RNA. RefSeq names its product Sphingomyelin phosphodiesterase (gene SMP4). The record is from RefSeq and is a predicted model, not a curated record. The coding region runs from base 1 to 1986 and encodes 661 amino acids. Lineage: Eukaryota; Fungi; Ascomycota; Saccharomycetes; Phaffomycetales; Wickerhamomycetaceae. Gene Ontology annotation, molecular function: hydrolase activity. The transcript has a single exon.
AUGAAGCUUUCAACUAUCUUGGUUGGCUCAUUAGCUACAUUAGUUUCUGCGGUUCCAUUAUUUAAUUUAGAAACUGCAUUAGAAACAACAAAUUAUUCACCAAGUGAUGAAAAAUUAAUUUAUGAAUUUGCUCAUCAAUUAACAACAAUUGAUCAAUUUAAUUCAACAAAUUCAACAAAAUGUGAAAAAUGUAUUGAAAGAUUACAAUUAGGUAAAUCAAUUGCAUUAACUAAACCAAAUUUAAUUUUCCCAAUUUUUACAAAAUGGUGUAUUGAUAAUAAAGUUACUGAUGAAACUACAUGUAAAAUGACUUAUGGUAGAAAUACUGUUUUAAAUGCUACAUCAGGUACAAAUUUUGCAAACUUAUUGACUUUAAUGGAUCCAAAUUCUUAUGAUGGUCAAUUAUAUUGUCAUUAUCAAUCAGAUAAACAUUGUCCAUUACCAGAAACUCCAAAAAUUGAUAUGUCAUCAUAUUGGCCUGAAAAACAGGAUAAACAUAAAAUUGCACCAGAACCAUCAAAUGAAACUUAUAAUGUUUUACAUAUUUCAGAUUUCCAUAUUCAAUUAGAUUAUAGUAUUGGAUCUGAAGCUAAUUGCUCUCAAUAUAUGUGUUGUACAGAUCAUAAUUAUAAUAAAUUUGAAAUUCCUGAAGGUUAUGAUUUUACUGCUAAUUUAACUCAAGAUCAAAUCAAUAAUUUAUCUUAUACACCAGCUUGGUAUGAUCAAGAUUUUGAAUUAGAACAUGGUGAUUCAAUUGAUAUUUCUAAUUCAACAAAAUGGUUCCCAGCAAAUACAUUUGGUCAUUAUAAUUGUGAUGCACCAGAAGUUUUAAUUAAUAGUUCAUUAAAAUCCGUUGCUAAAUAUCAAGAAGAAUUAGGUUUAGAUUUUAAAUUUUCAAUCUUUACAGGUGAUUUAGUUGAUCAUGAUGAAGAUUAUCAUUUAGAUUAUGAAAAAAUUAUUAAAUCUGAAGAAUAUAUUUUUAGAGAUAUUAAAACCACGUUGAAAAAUAUUCCAGUUUAUCCAGUUUUAGGUAAUCAUGAUACUUAUCCUUAUGCACAAUUAGCUCAAGAAAAAUCAGGGUUUGGUAAUAUUUUGGAUUGGAACGCUGAAUUAAUGGGUGAUUUAUGGGAAGAUUAUGAAUGGAUUAAUGGUUCAACUGCUAGAUAUGCAAGAGAACAUUAUACAGGGUUUGCAGUGGAAACUACAACAAAUUUAAAAGUUAUUGCAUUAAAUUCAAAUGCUUAUUAUGCAUCAAAUUUAUAUAAUUAUUGGAAUGCAACAGAUGUUGAUUCAUUUGGUCAAUUUCAAUUCUUAAUUGAUGAAUUAAUUGAUUCUGAAAGCAAAGAUCAAAGAGUUUGGAUUAUUGCACAUAUUCCAUUUGUUCAAGAAGCUUUACCUAUUCCUGCUGAAGUUUUCAAACAAAUUGUCAAGAGAUUUUCACCUUCAACUAUUGCAGGUAUUUUCUUUGGUCAUACACAUAUGGAUCAAUUUAAUAUUUUAUAUGAUGGUGAUGUUUUGGAAAAAACUGAAGAAAAUGCAGUUAAUAUGGCAUGGAUUUCACAAGCUGUUACACCAUUAACUGAUAAUAAUCCAUCAUGGAGAUAUUAUACCGUUGAUACAAAGACUCAUAGUGUUAUGAAUUCAUUUAAUUAUUAUACAAAAUUAAAUGAAACUUUUUAUAAUGAAUCAGAAGAACCAAAUUGGGAAUUUGAAUAUUCAGCUCGUGAAUCUUAUUCAGAUGUUGUUAAUGAAUGGCCUGAAACUUCACCAUUAAAUGCAACUUUUUGGCAUAGAGUUGCUAGUGGAGUUAAUUCAUCCACAGAAAUUGCUCAAACUUAUAAUAAUUUUAAAAGAAGAUUUAGUCCAUAUGUUCCACAAUGUAUUGGUACUAAUGAUUGUGAUGGUAGUUAUUGUUUCCUUGCAAGUUUUACAUUAAAAGAAUAUGAAGCUUGUUUAAAAACUUUUAAUGAACCAGAAUUUUAUUGA